UUUCGAAGAUGACGAAACUUUUGUUGUUAGUAAUCUGUGUUCAGCUUGCAUUAACUGCUGUUGGUAGGCAUCACAGGGACAGUGAUUUUUUGAGCCACGUUCAACUGGUGCACCAAUUUCAAUGUCUGUUGCCCCAACCAAGGGCGAUUGCAGUAGAGGAUCUCUUGACCGUGGGCCUCGGGCCUGACGAAGCUUUUUAUCCCGCGUCCACGGUUCUGACACGUUGCGCUGGAUCAGGAUGCUGCCCUGAUUCCAAACAGAUCUGUGCUCCCAUCGAAACCAGAAAUGUCACCCUCGUCUUCAUGGUCAGGCAUCGCAUCGAUCAACAACGAGAUCGUCAUCAUGAAGUCAUCCAUGCUGUGGAGCAUACUAAAUGUGCUUGCAUGGAUAAAAUUCUAGCUAUGAAAAAAUCCAGGUUUUAAACAAAGAAAAUAAUU
Mycetomoellerius zeteki is the source of this 437-nucleotide messenger RNA. RefSeq names its product placenta growth factor. The record is from RefSeq and is a predicted model, not a curated record. The coding region runs from base 9 to 422 and encodes 137 amino acids. The transcript is spliced from 2 exons. NCBI's taxonomy places the organism in Eukaryota, Metazoa, Arthropoda, Insecta, Hymenoptera, Formicidae. Gene Ontology annotation, molecular function: growth factor activity. Gene Ontology annotation, cellular component: membrane.